Messenger RNA from Brenthis ino (lesser marbled fritillary), 1005 nucleotides. Lineage: Eukaryota; Metazoa; Arthropoda; Insecta; Lepidoptera; Nymphalidae. The record is from the annotation of a GenBank genome assembly.
AUGGGUGUAACAAUGGGUCUUUUUUGGAUUACCCUUGUAUUAUCAAUAAUUGGAUCUAAUGCUGCUGGCCAAUUUAGCGUUUUGCACAGCCCUCCAUCAUUGAAGUUUACAGGACACAGUAAAACGUUGGAAAGUCUCUUGAAAGAAAUAUUUUCUGCAUCUCUUGGACUGUCCGUUGAAGAGAAUUCCGAAUGGGACGGCUUAUCUAUCGUAGAUCCAUUUAAUACUCCUGAAGCGGUUGUUGAAGUGUAUAUCGAUGGGGUAUCGUCAUUAGGAGAAAAUACUGGACUCAAAUCUAUAAAUUUCCCUUUGACUGUUGAUGAAUAUGAACCAGAUACCUAUGAUGCUGUUAGACAUAGAAUCAAACAACGCUUUACAAAUGGUGGUAACAAACUUGUUAACAUAAGGUUGUCAAACCCAGAUGAUUUGAUAUCAUCAAGCGUGUUUGGAGAGAUUGUACCCCCAAAAGUAACUAAGCAAACUUUACAGCAUUUGAAAUAUGACAGUGUUGAAGAAGAUUAUCAAUUUAUUUAUGAACUAGAAGUACUCAAAGCUAUUACUGCAAAGAUCAGGUCUGGUGCUGUUUCUGCUGACAAUAUUGUUGAUUUCUACAACAUUAGGUUCCGGUCAUUGCAUGCUCUUUCUGACUAUCAUGGUCCUAAUUCACUUCAAGCUAAAGAAGCAAAAAAACUAUUGAGUGAUGCCCUCCAAGAUCUAAGCAACGCAUUAGUAAAAGCCUAUGAUGGAUCAGUGCUGGUUACAGCUGUGACCACAGAUGUAGCUCACACUCGCCGCGCAGUUCGAUCUGUAUCACCUGAAACUAGGAUGCCAGCGGAUGACGAUAACUACACCGCAGAUUAUGCCGCCAUUUUCAACAUUAUGCUGUGGUUCGGGGUGGUGUUCGUUUUCACACUAGUAUCUAUUGUAUACGCUAUCAUGGACAUGGACCCCGGCAGGGAUUCCAUCAUCUACCGCAUGACGAAUACUAGAAUGAAGAAAGAUAAC